AUGCAUCACCUAGGCGGAGCUUUCAUUCUGCCUGGAGAACGAGUGCGUUUGCUUGAGAACGAGAAAGCCUUCCGGGCUGCGUUUGGACGUUUCCCCGCUGAUUCCUUGAAUGGCUACACGGCCGAAAAGUGGUCACGCCGUGGGCAGGAAUGUAUAAUUGAGAAGGCCUUCAACGACAGGACCAUAACAUGCGUCUUUGCAGAUGGAACCAGACUGGACUUUCCAAAUGAAGUUGUUGAUGGUUACAGCGACAAAGACUGA
This is a messenger RNA of Symbiodinium natans, 261 nucleotides long. NCBI's taxonomy places the organism in Eukaryota, Dinophyceae, Suessiales, Symbiodiniaceae. The record is from the annotation of a GenBank genome assembly.